Closterium sp. Naga37s-1 is the source of this 1548-nucleotide messenger RNA. Lineage: Eukaryota; Viridiplantae; Streptophyta; Zygnematophyceae; Desmidiales; Closteriaceae. The record is from the annotation of a GenBank genome assembly.
AUGUUGUUCCACGCGGCGGGCGCGGAGGGCAGUCGGCCGACGUUCUUCGAGAUGGCGGCGGCCGAUUUCCUCCCCGCCUCGCUAAAAGCCGCCGCGCUAUACGCCCUAGGGGUGUUGGCACAGCACCGCCCGUCGCUGCACCGCCUGCUGGACCACAGCGACGAGCUCUCUGCUGCUGCGCUGCUGCUGCUCGAGUGGCACUCGCUCAAAACUCAUGGUGCAUCUUUCGGCGAGUCUAUGUACGGCCUUCGCCGUAUCUCCACCGUUCCCCACCGCCCUUCACCCAGCCAAGCAGCAUUACGAACAGGGGCCACAGCAGGGAGGGCAGCAGGAGGGGCGGAGGGGGCAGGCAGAGGAGAGAGUGCGGCAGGGGGGCAGGAAGGAGGGUCGGCAUCAUAUGGCAUGCUCCAUGCCCUGUGUGCUAUAUCCUGGGAUGAGGAUGGGUACGGGGAUGGGUAUGGUGGGGCGAGUGGAGGUGAGGAGCGCAGUGAGAGUGGCAGCAGCCCUGCCAGCAUGGGUUCUGUUGGUUCCCUGCAUGGGCACGAACAGCUAGAUGAUGGGCUGGGGACUGAUGGAUUGAGGGACGAAACGCCAGGGGGUGGGGGUGUGGCAGCGGCCGCAGCAAGAGUUACCGACGGGCGUGCAGAGGGAGGAGCAGGAGAGGAGGAGGCGGGGGGGCAAGAGGGGCAGGUGGUGACAAGAGGGGCUGCUGCUGGCAAUUCAGAUGCCAGAGGCAACGCUGGAAGGAGGAGCAGUGCGAUUGGCAGCAGCAGGAGCAGUGCGAGGGGCAGCAGGAGGUGGCGGCAGGUGGUGCGAGUGCUGCGGUGGGUGCAGCAACGGGCGGUGAGAGGGGCCGCUGCCGCGUACCCCUGGGUGCAGGCACCGUAUGAAGGCAUGUGUCUGCUGUACCAGCUGCUCUACGUCAUGGAUGCAAUACCUCACUACCAACGUUUGCCUGUGUCUUCUGUACCAGCUGCUCUACGUCAUCGACUCCACGCCGCACUACCAACCGUCAUAAGCUCUCUGCUAUACGUCAUGGAUGCAAUACCUCACCACCAACCUUACGCUACCCCUCACUCGUCCUCUUCCCUCUCCUCCACACCACCAGGCCUGUGUCUGUUGUACCAGCUGCUAUACAUCAUGGACGCCACACCGCACUACUCACCCGUGCUGCACCUCCUCUCCCUCUCGCUGCGCCGUGCCACACCACAGGAGCUGGCAAAGGCCUCUUCCUCCAUCUCUACACGCCGCCAGCGAGAGUUUGAGCGCCUGCCAGGCCCACCUGCAAUCCAGACGUCUGUUAUUGCUGCUGCUGCUGCUGCUGCUGCUGCUGCUGCUGCUGCUGCUGCUGCUGCUGCUGCUGCUGCUGCUGCUGCUGCUGCUGCUGCUACCGCUGUCUUCCUUCAACGCCCCCUCCUCCUCCUUCUCAUCUCCCUCACCCCUUUCCUCACCUUUCUCCUCUGCCCACUUGACCUGUGCAAAGACUCCCGGCUGGAUUCAACUCUUCCUCCCUUUCCUCCUCAUGCCCUUCCACUCAUCCAGCAGUAA